AUGUUGGUGAGCUUCUUUUCAAACAACGCCCAUUGGAUGGUUGGUGUCUCGCUCUCGCCCAAUCAAGGCAGUAUAAGCUUCUUCCUUGCGUCCUAUACGGUUUUUUCAGUCUCCCUUCUGUGUGGCGCCUGCUUAGGACUCGGCUAUUCCGCACUUUCUACUUCACUUGGCAAACCCAUUUGGAUAAUGGAAUCAGCGGUUUUGAAACCCUUCGCCGUGCUGGCGUAUAUUGGUGGACGUCGAGGGAUUUUUCUGCUAUACUGUGUGGUCAUAACCACAUCAAUUGCGUCCUGUGCCUGCAACGUGCUCGGCCUCAUCUUCCUCAUCCUCCACGACUUUGUGCAGACCUACUUGAGGCAGCAGGACAAGGACGCAGAUGACUUCACCUUCAGCCCGCUGAUGCCAACUGGAAGAAGGAAGGGAGGAAGGAAUAAGAGGAGGAAGGAAUAA
Molecule: messenger RNA, 450 nt
Organism: Dibothriocephalus latus
Lineage: Eukaryota; Metazoa; Platyhelminthes; Cestoda; Diphyllobothriidea; Diphyllobothriidae
Source: the annotation of a GenBank genome assembly